UGAAGUCAGUACAAUAGACGGAGGAUACACUGCUCCCAUCUGUCAGGGCGGUACUAUCAACCUGCCUGAUAAUGCAGACACUGACAAAAGGUAUCUGUAUGUAAAGGACUAAACUAUGCCGGUGUGUCGGGGAUGAUGGGCGGGCUGGUCCGCUUGCACGCUGGAAGCCCCGCCCGUUAGCCGUGCGUCUCCUCAGUCCUCAUUCAAAACAGAGCACAGCUGUUGCGAGGCGCAUCGUCGUGUCCUGAAUGUUAGCCUAAGAACUGUUAGCUGUCUGCUGCUGUCUUCUGUUUGCCUCUGAUGUGCCCACUGGAAUAUCAGAAGGAGAAAGAAGAAGACGGCGCACUUCGGCUUCCAGCUUAAAGAAGAAUCCUUCGGUAAAAUGAGGUUGAGGUGAUAAGGACAGGAGAUGAGCAGCGUAAGGAGGACAUGCAGUAUGGAGCUGGAGACCUGUUUUCAGGGCCACUGGAAACAGGAAUGUGAAGGACGGCAGGAGUCAGCCUCAGAGAAAGACGGGACUCGAUAGACUAACACAGCUAUACAGAACAACAGGCUAACCUCAUGACCAGCACUAUGCGCAUCUGACACACAACUAGGGCCGGUCGGGCUUUGCUGCAGCUGAGGAUGAUGAAUGGUCUCCUGCGCUAGAUUUAGAUGGUGAGGGAAUGAUGGACCUCCCUAAUGGUCAAUCAGGCAUCACCACCACUGCUGCAACAGUCUCUGAGAAGAGCAGCAGCUCAGAAUCUCUUAGUGAUAAGGGUUCUUCAGACCUGAAGAAGAGUUUUGAUGCUGUCGUGUUUGAUGUGCUGAAGGUCACCCCUGAAGAAUAUGCAGGUCAGAUUACGCUCAUGGAUGCUCCUGUGUUCAAAGCCAUCCAGCCAGAGGAGCUGUCAAGUUGCGGCUGGAACAAGAAGGAGAAGCACAGCUCUGCUCCAAAUGUUGUGGCCUUCACUCGCAGGUUCAACCAGACGAGUUUCUGGGUGGUACGAGAGAUUCUCCACGCCCAGACGUUGAAGAUCAGAGCUGAGGUGCUGAGUCUGUACAUUCGCACUGCCAAGAAACUGUGUGACAUGAACAACCUCCAUGCGGUCAUGGCUGUGGUGUCAGCCUUACAAAGUGCUCCCAUCUUCAGACUUACCAAAACAUGGGCGUUACUGAGUCGAAAGGAUAAGGCAACGUUUGAUCGGCUCGAUUACCUAAUGUCCAAAGAAGACAACUACAAACGUCUGAGAGACUUCAUAAGCAGCCAGAGCAUGGUCUCCUGCAUACCAUACCUAGGGAUGUUCCUUUCUGAUCUGACGUAUAUAGACUCGGCCUACCCCUCCACAGGCAGCAUAUUGGAAAACGAACAGAGGUCAAACCUGAUGAACAACAUUCUCAGAAUCAUAUCGGACCUGCAGAGAUCCUGUACCUAUGAUAUACCAGUGUUGCCUCAUGUACAGAAGUAUCUCAACUCAGUGAGGUAUAUCGAGGAACUGCAGAAGUUUGUGGAGGACGACAAUUAUAAGUUGUCGCAGAAGAUUGAGCCAGGCACCAGCACACCACGAGCAAACGCCUCCAAGGAAGAUCUUGCAGGCCAGGAAGCGUCAGCAUCUCCUCUCUGUGGCCGUAAAUGUACGGUAUCAGCUGAAGGAACCAAAGUCCCGGCCACACCGCCCUCCCCUAGGAACCUGCUGCCCUAUGGACACAGGAAGUGCCACAGCCUGGGCUACAAUUUUAUCCAUAAGAUGAAUACCGUAGAGUUUAAAAGUGCUACGUUCCCAAAUGCUGGUUCUCGCCAUCUACUGGACGACAGUGUCAUGGAGAGCCACAGUCCCACUCGAGGACAAGCAGAGAGCUCAACUCUGUCCAGCGGUAUUUCACUUGGGAGCAGCGAGGGCUCUGAGCUCAGCGAAGAGGUGUCUUGGCCUGCGUUUGAGAGGACUCGCUUCUAUCACUCUCUGGGCCCAGUGACCCGUGUGGCCCGCAUCCCCUACAGAGGAGUCCUGAGGCCCAGCAGCUCAGCGGAAUCAGAGGAGCUUGCAGUUCACUUGUAUCCUGGAGCGGUCACAGUGCAGGGGGUGCUGAGGCGGAAGACUGUGCUCAAGGAGGGCAAGAAACCAACAGUGGCGUCCUGGACCAAAUACUGGGUUGCUCUUUGUGGCUCCCAGCUCUACUACUAUCCUGCCAAGUCUCUAAAGGCCACGGAGAGAAAACAUUUCAAGUCAACAUCCAGUAAGAGCGUGUGUGUGGUGGGUCUAAUGGCCAUGAUGGCUGACGAUCCCGAGCAUCCUGAUGUCUUCUUGCUGACGGACUCUGAACAUGGUAACACCUACAAGUAUCAGGCAGGGAACAGAAUGAACGCUUUGCUCUGGUUCAAACAUUUGAGUGCUGCCUGUCAGAGCAAUAGACAACAGGUGCCAGCCAAUCUGAUGUCAUUUGAGUGAGUGAUGCUGAUGAGUAAAAGAGAGAGGGAUGAGGAACCAGACAGAUGAGGAUGAGGAGUAUUGACUCAGUAGUGGGAGCUUUCACUGCCAUGAGCCCUGACCGCUGAUUCUCCGAUUCUUGCCCUGGCCUCACUGCAGCUUCCCCUGCCACCACUGCCUUAACCAGAGUACCCCGUGUGUGUGUGUGUGUGUGUGUGUGUGAGAGAGAGAGUAAAAGAGAGAAUGCGAGUCUGUGCGUGCAUGUGUGAAAUGGAUGUACUGACUACUGAACAAGGACCUGCACCACUGCUCUUGUCUCCCAUUUGCUCUCAGUGUUGUUUUGUUUUUUGGUUUUUUUUGUUGUUUUGUUGUUUUUUUUUUUGCUAUUCAGCACUUCAGCAGAGCCAUUGAACUUCUACCCUCUUGUCCACAGGCAGACUGUCCUGGCACGACAGAAAUAAUCUUAUUCUAUAUUUUGUUUUUUGUUUUUUUAUUAUUAAUAUUAUGGGGCUAACUAUUUUUAUUUAUGUCCUCGAAAUGCUCAAAUGCAAGACUCCUCCUCGCCUUUUUAAUCUGCUGGAUACACGCUUAAGUCGGAGUAACCCAUUGGACAUUGAAGGGUUUGAAAACACUUUUUUUUUUUUUUUUUUUUUAACUUACUCGGUUCACACUUUCAAUUGUUGGUCUCUUCACUCACUUGAGUUAACUUGGAGAUGAUAUACAUGAUC
Molecule: messenger RNA, 3133 nt
Organism: Scatophagus argus
Lineage: Eukaryota; Metazoa; Chordata; Actinopteri; Scatophagidae
Gene: ralgps2
Product: Ral GEF with PH domain and SH3 binding motif 2
Exons: 22
Coding region: 666-2426 (586 amino acids)
Biological process (GO): Ras protein signal transduction; positive regulation of GTPase activity
Cellular component (GO): plasma membrane
Molecular function (GO): guanyl-nucleotide exchange factor activity
Source: RefSeq, a predicted model, not a curated record